Molecule: messenger RNA, 2538 nt
Organism: Pichia membranifaciens NRRL Y-2026
Lineage: Eukaryota; Fungi; Ascomycota; Pichiomycetes; Pichiales; Pichiaceae
Exons: 1
Coding region: 1-2538 (845 amino acids)
Cellular component (GO): Golgi apparatus; endoplasmic reticulum
Source: RefSeq, a predicted model, not a curated record
AUGGACGAAGAAAGUGGCGAGGUGAAUACAACACCUUUUUCUACAGAGGCCGACGUUGAAUCCGUGACCAAUGCGCAAACACAACAACCUUUGGAAAAGCCGAAUCCCUCUGAGAAGGUAGAAAAGGAUUCAGAGGUUGACAACAUGUUACAAAACCCAGAGAUUACGAAGGAGAUUCAGAUCAUAGAGCAGCCGACUUCUACACCUUCUAUUUUAGCUACUGAGAAAACGGGGGAAAAAAAAAAGAAACUGUCUUUACAAGAAAGGUUAGCCUUAGCUGCUCAAAAAAAGAGUAAAAACGAACCAAAACCUAAAAGGAAACUAAUAGGAGAAGACAAGCAAAAGGAGGCAGCAUCUGAUACUAUAGCAGAUGAAAAGAGCAGCUCUUCGACCAUCGUGCAGCAAAGUAACACUGCCGCGGUGGAUUAUGACUUGGAAGAUCUUUAUCGAAUGAUUCCUGCGGAAUUGGCUGGUCAGCGAGAUCAGCUGGUUAGCCACCUUAAGGUUUACGUUGCCAAAUUAAUUGAUAAUAAUUCAAAAAGCUACGUGACGAGAAUCAGUAAACUUGAGAAUGAAUUGUCAUCAGUGAAAAAGGCGAAGCCGGUAUCACUUUCCAGUACUGAAAGUGAGUUGUUAAAGAAGUUAGAAGAGAAAGAACAACAAAUAAAUGAGUUGAUUGAAGAAGGCAACAAGCUAUCCAAAAAGGAACUUGCUCUGAAUCAAUCGCUUAAGAAGAUGAAAAUAAGAGAAGCAGAGCUCGAAGAAGACGUGGAGCAGUAUGAGAAGAGCACAGAAGAGUUAAAUCAUAAGGUCGAACUUCUGGACAAGAAAGUAGUUGAUUUUGAAGAUAAUGAAAGAGCUUUGGUUGAGGAAAAAUUGGCUUUGCAAACACUUAGGACCAAAUAUGAUUCUCUUGUUCGUGCUAACGAGAGUUUAACGGAUGAGUUGAAAGAGAUCAAAUUUAGCAAAUUGGAUGUUCAAUUAGAAAAAGCUUUGGCAGAACUAAAAGAAGAACGUACAGCACAUUCUAAAAUUCUAGAGAAGUAUGAAAAAUUGAAUGCGUUAUAUAACCAAACAAGCGAAGAGAAAAAUACACUGAUUUCGGAUUUAGAAGGUCAAUUGAGAGACGAGAAGGCAAAAUGCUCUGAUGUUGCUCGAGAAAGUGAAGCUGAAAUUAAAAGACUUGGACAAAAGAUUGAAGCUCUCAGGUUCCAAAGCGAAAGUACAAUUCCUACUGAUAAAUCAACGGAAGAUAUGGAGAUGCUUCAGUCGCAGUACGACCAAGCAAAGGAAAACUGGAAAUUGAUUGAAAGCUCGUAUUUGAAAAAAAUCUCGAACUUUGAGGUUCAACUGGAAGAUUUAAGGAAGACAAACAUUGUUUACUCGAAGAAGAUAAAGGUAUUGAGUAAUGAUCUAAAACAAAAAUCAACCUCUAAUAGCGAGCUACAAGAGCUUGAGAGUAACCUUGUUUUUGAAGUUAAUCUUUUGAAGAAAAAGAACGCUUCUCUGAUGACUGCGAACCAGACACUUGAAGACAAUAUCGAGCAAUUGAAGGAAGAAUUUGCGAAGGAAAAGGAAAGCUUUGAAAAGAAAGUACAAACGCUAGAAGAAGAGAAAGAAGGACUAGAAUCAUCACUAAAACUACGUACCAACGAUUUUACCUCAUCACAGCAUAUGAAUCAAAAUUCCUUUUAUCUACAAGAUUUAUCGUCAUCUUCUUCGCUCAACCAUAUGAAGGCAAUGAAUAAUUCAACAAUGGGACGCUCUACUUCAAGCAAAAGAUUUUCUAUAUCUGUAGGCGAAUCAUCAACUACCCCUAGACUCUCUACGUCCAAUUCUUCUUUCUCUAUACACAAAUUGAAUGGCAUGGCUUCGAUGUCUGCUCAGGAUAAGAUACUGAGACAUCAAAACUCCACUAUAUCCUUUAACAGCAAUGAUAUGCAACAACAACCGCUAGGUAUUAACACUACGUCUGGGGCAAAUAACGAGUUAAUAUCUGGUGGUGUUAGUGGGACCACUCCAUUCUUACUGGAGUCACCGUCUAUAAACAACGCUUCGCAGGAUUUGGCAUCGUUGAAUGAUGACAUUCCACUAGGAAUGGAUGCUGAAAGUGAGCGUGUAAGUACACUGAAUGGCGGAACAGAUACACCGAACAUCGGCAGUGGUGGAGGAUUGAAUAUUCAAUUAAUAAAAAAGUUGAGUGCGCAUAUCAGGAUGUUGGAACUUGAAGUUACCACUCUAAAGGACGAAACAAAGACAUUAGAGCGUGAGAAAGAUGCAGCUAGUGAAGAAAUUGUACGCUUGAUCCAAGAUAACAGUCAGGUACAGCUAGUACGUGACGAAGUUACAGCCAAAGAGGCAGAAGUCAGCAAACUUCAGAAGAACUACGAGCGUGUUUUGAUUUUACUUGGAGAGAAAGAAGAGCGUGUUGGCGAACUUACUGCCGAUGUUGAGGAUUUGAAGGAUAUGUUACGACAGCAAGUUCAGCAAAUGGUUGACAUGCAAGAAAAGAUAGAUAAGAUAAGUUCCAACAAAUAA